Molecule: messenger RNA, 546 nt
Organism: Fomitopsis serialis
Lineage: Eukaryota; Fungi; Basidiomycota; Agaricomycetes; Polyporales; Fomitopsidaceae
Exons: 1
Coding region: 1-546 (181 amino acids)
Source: RefSeq, a predicted model, not a curated record
AUGUCUAGUAUACACGACGAACACUCUGACGAGGAGGACGUGGUUCGCGAUGAGAGGUACUUUGGGAGACCGGUCAAGAGCCCAUUCGAUGAUGCGUUCUCCGACGAGGACGAGGACGACCGGAACGAAGUGCCCGAGUUCUCACCCGCGGCGAUUCGUGCAGAGCUGGCAAAGUCAUACAACAUUCAAGACCGACUCACGCAGGACGAGGUGGCAGACUUUGCCGUGAAGGUUGGCUUCCCAGUCGACCCGUACUUGUCGCCGCAGCCUGUGGAGGCGGAGGAGGCCGAACCCGAGCAGUCGCUCUCGGCACCCCCAGCCAUGCAACGAUCGCAUUCCUCUUCAUCGGACAGACCAUCUGCACCGUCCCACGCGAGUUCGUUCUACGAAGUUCAGCUCAGCAGCCCUACCUCUGCACUGGACUUGCAAGACUCGUCCCCUUCUCCCGAACCUACGCCAGUCUCGCCUCCCGAACCCUCUGAGGAGCCUCGCUCAGCAGAAUAUCACUCUGUCCAUAUAGAUGCCUCGGAGUCACAGGCUGAGUGA